Molecule: messenger RNA, 5994 nt
Organism: Penicillium longicatenatum
Lineage: Eukaryota; Fungi; Ascomycota; Eurotiomycetes; Eurotiales; Aspergillaceae
Product: putative filament-forming protein (Tpr/p270)
Exons: 2
Coding region: 1-5994 (1997 amino acids)
Biological process (GO): protein import into nucleus; mRNA export from nucleus
Cellular component (GO): nuclear pore
Molecular function (GO): structural constituent of nuclear pore
Source: RefSeq, a predicted model, not a curated record
AUGGCGGAUACCGCUAUUGACAUUCCUUAUCUAUCUUCUCAUUUCUCUUUGUCCGAAUCGACCCUUUUGUCACUUACUGAGGCUCCGACGGUUGACCUCGUCAACCAGCUUCUUCAAUCCAUCACGACCAAGGCACAUGGAUACGAUGAACUCAAAUCGGACAAACUCAGAUUGGAAGUCGAGCUCGAAAAUGCAGUGCGCAGCAACGAAUCCAAGAUCAAGGUCCUGAAAGGCACGGUGGAAAAGGGCCAUUCUGAAGUCGAAGAGCUGCGAAAGAAGCUUCACGAAUCUGAAUCUACACGUGGAAAAUUGGAGGCCGAGAUCUCGACUCUCAAAUCUUCCUCCACGUCCAAUGAAAGCGAAGUCAGCUCCCUGAAGUCGCGCAUUACAUCUCUCGAAGAAUCAAACCGAGACACUCUUCGCUUGCUAGAGUCUAAAUCCGCUGCUCACGAUAAACUCGCAGAGGAGUUGUCCGCUCAACACAAGAAAACCAUUGAACUACGCCGCGAACUCUCAACCAUCGAGCAAAACCUCCAGAACGCCAAUUCCGCAUCUGCCAGCGCACGAUUCCGCGAGCAAAGCAUCCAGCAGGAAUUGGACCUUACCAAGAAAAACAACGAAUGGUUCGAGACCGAAUUGAAAACCAAGAAUGCUGAACACAUCAAGUUCCGCAAGGAAAAGAAUGCUCGCAUCGCUGAACUCCAACGCGAAAAUGAGGAGGCGAAUUCUUCCAUUGACGCUUUGAGGCGUAGCGAAAACUCCCUGAAGAGCCGGUUGGACGAGACCGAGCAACGGUACGAAGAGUCUUUGUCUAACAUCCAGCAGCUGAAGGAGGAAGCUAUACAGGCUGCGGAAUCUUUCCGUAACGAACUCGACAGUGCCAAUCGACUCGCCGAGCUCCAAGGGUCUGCUGCACAGAAUGCCAAGCAACGGGCUCAAGAGUGUCAACUGUCCCUGGAGAAGGCCACUGCGGAUGCGGCAGAGGAAAUUUCUCGCUUGCGAGUAGAGGCCGAGGCCGAACACAAUGAUAAAGAGGCUGCUGAGCGCCGCGUCGCCGAACUUGAAGUUUCCAUCUCUAAUCUUGAGUCCGAGGGAGCACGAAACCGCUCCAUGAGCCCUGCCCGAUCCAUCAACGGCAUGGCCCCUACGACACCCGUCCGACCAGGUACACCCGGAAGCACAUUUUCCCCGAGGACUGGCCGAACCAAGAAUGGUCUUUCGGUUACUCAGAUGUACACGGAGUAUGACAAGAUGAGAACACUUCUCGCGACAGAGCAACGAACCAGCCAGGAGUUGCGCUCAACCCUGGACGAGAUGGUUCAAGAACUUGAGUCGAGCAAACCUGAGAUUGACGAAUUGCGCGCAGACCAUAGUCGCCUCGAAAAUGCCGUGAUUGAGAUGUCCAACCUGUUGGAAUCGUCAGGCAAAGAACGUGACGAAGCAACUAAGGAAGCAAGGAAAUGGCAAGGCCAGGUCGAAGGUCUGGUCCGCGAAGGCGACAUUCUGCGUCAACAGCUUCGGGAUCUGAGUGCGCAAGUCAAGGUUCUUGCCCUCGAGGUGGCGAUGGUCAAGCAGGGUGAAGACUACGACCGCGAGGAGCUCGAAAGGAUUGCUCGCCAGGAGAUUGAAGAUUCUUCGGCUGAGCUUAACUCAACUGGUCGCUUUAUUAGCCAAAACCUCACCACUUUCAAGGAUCUGCACGAUCUCCAAGAGCAGAAUGUAACUCUCCGCCGUAUGCUUCGAGAGCUUGGCGACAAAAUGGAGGGAGAGGAAGCUCAGGCCAAGAAUGCAACGAGACAACAGGAAGCCGAGGAGCUGAAGGAGCUGCGAGUCCGCGUUCAAACGUACCGUGAUGAGGUCGCCAACCUUCUCGCCCAGUCCAAGAGCUACGUUAAGGAGCGUGACACAUUCCGCAGCAUGCUGAUGCACCGGAAACAGACGAUUGGCGAUACAUCUGUAUUCUCACAGUCUAUGCCGCUCGGUGCCGUUCCUCCGGGUGUCACUGACGGCCAGUCGAAAGAUUCGACAGACUACGCCGAACUGCUUCGCAAGGUGCAGGCCCACUUCGACACUUUCCGUGACGAAACCGCAACCGAUCACAAAGCUCUACGUCAACAGGUCAAUGAACUUUCGCGAAAAAACAGUGAGCUCUUAAGUGAAAUCAGCCGAUCUAGCAGUCAACUUGCCGCAGCCUCUCAACGGGCUGAGCUCCUUCAAAGCAACUUCACUAUGCUCAAGAGUGAAAAUAGUGACCUCCACAAGCGAUACUCAACUCUAUUUGAAAAUGCCAACCGUCAGGAUCUUCGUACUCAACAAGCAGCUGAGGACUUGGUCGAGGCGAAGGGCCUUGUAGAGAGCCUUCAGAGAGAGAACGCUAAUCUCAAGGCGGAGAAGGAUCUUUGGAAGAACAUUGAGAAGCGAUUGGUUGAGGAUGCGGAGAACAUGCGAAAUGAACGUAGUCGACUUGACUCCAUGAAUGCUAGUUUGCAAACAAUGAUGAACGAGCGGGAGCAUGCUGACAGCGAGACUCGCCGCAGGCUCCAAUCUAGUGUGGAGGCUCUCGAAUCGGAACUGCAAACAACCAAGCGCAAGUUGAAUGAGGAAAUGGAAGAGUCGAAGAAGGCUGCCAUGCGCCGUGAAUAUGAACAUGAGCAGUGCCAGAAGCGAAUUGAUGACCUGGUGACUAGUCUUGGUUCUGUCAGGGAAGAGCAAGUUGCCAUCAAGACAACCCGUGAUCACCUACAGUCCCGUGUCGAUGAGCUCACCGUUGAGCUCAAGAGCGCCGAGGAACGCAUUCAGGUUAUCCAGUCACGCCCGAGCGUUUCUGCCGCUCCUGCUGAUGCUCCCACCACCCAAGAAGCAGGAGAGGAUGCUAGUGGCCUGACUCGGGAACAAGAACUCGCCAUCGAGGUGUCUGAACUCAAGCGUGACCUUGACCUUGCCAAGGCAGAGCUGGCCCAUGCCAAGGAACAAGUUGAAGAAUAUAAGAAUAUCAGUCAAUCAACCGAAGAGCGCAUGGAAGCCGAGGCUGAGACCAAUGCGAUGUACCGUGAGGAGACUGAUCGUCUUAUUGAAGAGAAGGAUAAAAAGAUUCAAGAUCUGGAGACCCGCAUUGAAGAGAUUUCUUCGGAGCUCUCUACCACCAAUACUGAAAUUUCCAAGCUGCGUGACGAGCAAGGUGAUGCUACACGUCAUCUUGAGGAACAGAAAGCUACGCUGGAAUUAGAAAUCACUCGCUUGAAGGACGACAACGAACGACAGGUCGCUGCUGCCCAGUUCCAUCAGGAGGAUCUGAAAGCCCAGGCCGAAAUCGCUCAGCACGCCCAACAAAACUACGAGACUGAAUUGGUCAAGCACGCUGAAGCCGCGAAGAACGUUCAAAAUAUCCGUGCCGAGGCGAAUCAACUAAAACUCGAACUAGUUGAAUUGCGAACCCAGUCUGAAACCUACAAGAAGGACUUGAGUCAGAAGGAGGAGAGUUGGUCUGAGCAAAGAGCUCGUUACGAGAACGAGCUCAGUGAGUUGCACAAACGCCGCGAGGAAGUUCUUCACCAGAACUCUGUUUUGCAUACCCAGUUGGAGAACAUCAGUGCCCAGAUCGGCGCUCUCCAACGUGACCGUGCAAACGUCCCCGAGGAUGAUGAGAAUGAAGAGGGUCAGUCAGCUCCCAACCUGGAGGGUCUUCAAGAAGUCAUCAAGUUCCUGCGCCGAGAGAAGGAGAUCGUGGAAGUGCAGUACCACCUUUCGACACAAGAAGGCAAGAGACUGCGCCAACAGCUCGACUACACCCAAUCUCAGCUUGAUGAAACGCGACUCAAGUUAGAACAGCAGCGACGCGCUGCAGCUGAUUCUGAACACAACACUCUCAACCACAACAAGCUUAUGGAGACCCUCAAUGAGCUUAAUCUUUUCCGCGAAAGCAGCGUGACUCUUCGCAACCAAGUGAAGCAGACUGAAACUGCUCUCUCGGAGAAGACUGCUCAGCUUGAUGAGCUUCGCCAGAAGAUCCAACCCUUGGAGACUAAGAUUCACGAACUGGAAGGAAACUUGGAAGCGAAGGAGGGCGAGAUGCAGCUACUCCAGAAAGACCGCGAUCAUUAUCAGCAACGCAUCCAGAAUAUUCUCCAAAAGUACGACCGAGUGGAUCCCGCUGAAAUGGAGGCUCUCAAAGAGAAACUUAACACCCUGGAGAAAGAAAGAGAUGAGGCAGUUUCGGCACGAGACGACUUGCAAACACAAAAGGCAGCCCUCGACGAGCAGCUUCAAAAUGCCGAGGCCGACGUGGCGAGCCGUUUACAGGACCAGCGUAACAAGCUUGGAGAGCAGUUCAAGGCUCGGUCGAGGGAGCUCUCUGGGCGUCUCAAUGCCAAGCAAGCGGAAGUGAAUACAGCUGUGCAAGAGAAGGAGGUUCUUCAGGAUGAACUGAGUAAGACCAAGGCAGAACUCGAGAGUGUGAAGGCCAGCCUAAGCAAUGCUCCUGCUGCGGCCGCUCCUGUGCCAGCUACCACAACCGAAGCUGUGCAGGAACCUACAACAGUUAACCCAACCCCUGCCUCACAAUUCCCCACAACAACAACGGCCGUUGCCGUGCCUGGGGAUGAACAAAAGGUCAAGGAGCUGGAAGCGAAGAUUCAACGUUUGGAGGCUGCUCUGGUUGAAAAGGAUGCCCUCCUUGCAACCAAGGAUGUCGACAGUACUAAGCUCAAGGAACGCGUCGAGAAAAUGAAAGAGAGCUACACUGCUAAGGUCGCCGAACUUCGUGCUGCUCAUGCCCAAGAGCUCCAAAAGCUGUCCUCGAAUGGAGAGCAACCGACUCCUGCUACACCUGGGGUUACCACAGAGAUGCCCUCGACGCCUUCUAAGGCUGCUUUUGAUAUCUCAGAGCUCACAGAUGGCCAAGUUCGGGAGCUGGUCGCGAAGCAUCCAACAAUCCGUACCAUUGUUAAGAACAACAUUAUGACCCAGGUCGCCAAGGAAAGAGAAAAUUUGAAAGCCCAAGCCCAAGCCCAAGGUCAGGCAACGCCUGCAGUGGAUACGGAAGCCUUGGCUGCGGUGGAAACCAAGUUUAAUGAGGAAAGAGAAACGUUGAAGAAGAAUCAUGAGGCGGAACUUGGGGAGAGAGUGAAAUCUGCUGUGGAACUGAAUGACAAGAAGUAUGCCGCCCGCUUGAGUAUGAACGAAACUCGAUUCAAGUCGGCCCAGGCCAAGAUCGAGGUUGUUCAAAAAGCGGCCCAAGAGACCCCUCAAAGACCUGUUGUCGAGGUUUGGGAGUUGGCUAAAACCGCGAAGCCUGCUCCGGCCGCAAAGCCCGCCGGAAUCUCAUCUCCCGCUCCGCCUGCUUCUCCUGCACCGGCUGCGACUCAAGUGGCGCAGCCUACUCCAUCGCCAGCCCCAACUCCAGUGCCGAGUUCAGAGCAACCUGUGGCCAAUAAUCAACCGGUCGCUGCUGAACAACCAGCUGCUCCACAGCCACAAGAGGUCAAGCCGGAGGGUGAACAAAACACUACACCCGUCAAUCCUUUCGGUCAAAUGCAACAGAAUGAUCAGUCCAAGCAACCCGCUUCUCUACCUACUAAGCCACCGGCUAACACCCCACCUGGAAUGCUUCGGGCCCUCCAGUCAGGCUUGCCAGUUGUACGAGGUGGUCGCGGGGGCGGUCGUGGUGGCCAGCAAAAUACUUUUGGCCAUGGCCAGCAGCAAGGUGACCAGCAACAACAGGGUCAGGGCCAGAACCAGGCUCAGCGCGGUACUGGCCUCCCGCGAGGUCGCGGAGGUCGCGGUGGACAAGGUCGUGGUGGACAUACCGCUGCUGCGCAAGCGCCAAAUCAAGGACAGUCAGGUGCAGCGACUCGCGGAGGCUUGAAUAUUCAGGCCCGCCAAUUCAUUCCCCAGGGAAAUAAGCGGAACCGAGACGACGCUGCGGAUUCUCCCACUGAUGCUAGUGGUGGUAAGCGCAUGCGAGGUGGUGGCCAGUCUCGUGGAGGCUCAUCUUAG